Molecule: messenger RNA, 438 nt
Organism: Cercocebus atys (sooty mangabey)
Lineage: Eukaryota; Metazoa; Chordata; Mammalia; Primates; Cercopithecidae
Source: RefSeq, a predicted model, not a curated record
AUGACUAUCUUGAAGUCAGCCAGCGGCCAGCAGAGGCGGUCUUUCCAUCUGUUUCAGAAAACCCCGUGGCUUGUGCAACCUGGGAAACUUGCCCACAGCCAUCCCACGUGUCCUCACUCUAAGCCUCACCAAGACCCAGAUGGGGAAACAAAGGCACAGAGGGAUAAACUCAGAGCAGGAAGACAGCAAAGAAUAGCAGUGAAAAGCAUAGUGCUUAAUCCAACCCCUUACUCACUGCUGAGACCUGGAAAUAUGUUCAUCAGAUACAAAACAGGAGCGAUGAUAACUCAUUACGUUUGUGUGAUGAUAAACAGAGAAAAUACAUUGAAGAGCUUAUAUGAGUGGCAGACAUGGGACAUGCUUCCCAGUGGCUGGCCAGCCUGUCGCCUUCUCCAUCAUGUGUUCAGAGAAAAGCUCUGCACAUCAACAUCUCAAUGA